Molecule: messenger RNA, 957 nt
Organism: Aspergillus japonicus CBS 114.51
Lineage: Eukaryota; Fungi; Ascomycota; Eurotiomycetes; Eurotiales; Aspergillaceae
Exons: 1
Coding region: 1-957 (318 amino acids)
Source: RefSeq, a predicted model, not a curated record
AUGCCUGGCCUUGACUGUGCUCCACCUGAUGCGCCUCUCGACCUUGCUGCACUUCGCGUCGCGCUCGAUGUCUUCUGCAGACUCUGGACUUACCAACAUUUGGAAAUUCAUGAGUCCUGGGUGACCCAAAGGGAGACUCCGUGGGUCCAUGUGCUGGGUGGGCCCCAGCAAGAUCUCACCUGUUUCCUGGAAGCCGUGUGGCAGUCAGUGGGCGGAGUGAUAGAGAUGGAGAAGCGCCCGGGUGAUGGGAGCGCGUACGAGAAAUGGGUGCAAGCGACCCGUGGGGGCCUCGAGCUGGUCUCUUACCACUGGGGUCAUUACGCGCCCACCUUAGCCCGACUCCACAAGGAGGGCUGGGAGCGCGCGCGGGGCCUUUUAGAUCACGAUCUCUGGCUGACCUCCCCUCGGAAAGACUGGAAGUGGCGUGCCUUCGACACUAUGGUCCGCUUGGACGAGAGCACCGCGGCCUUGAGUGAUCCGCAGGUCGAGGCGACCAUCCGCGCCUGUAUUCAGAAAUAUGUGGGAGCCGCCGCCGUUGCUCGUAUGGGCACUGAUAACACGCAGCAACCGCGCCAUCCCACCCCGUUCAGUCAUGGCCACGAGUGCCAGGUCUGUUGCGGUCCGCUGGGAGACAAGCUCGAGGCCAUCUUCUGGUGCAAGCGCCACUGCGGCUUCGCCGCCCAUGUCGACUGUAUUCGGGACUGGUGUCGGGGACGGGCGAACCGCGACGCCCCCUACAGAAACACCUGUCUGCAGUGUCGUCAACCAUGGCUGAGUCCCUGGGGGGAUUGUGUCGAGCAACCCCGGUAUGGGAAGACGUGUCCCUGCCGUCGCAGAUGGCUGACUGACGACCAUCGUGAGGCGUUCCUUGCCGAGACUCAAGAGGCACAGCGCCGAAUGUCUGAAGGCCUGCCUGAACGGCCUCGCCCGCCACUCGAGUGGCAUAGUUUGUAUUAG